AUGUGGUGCUUCUGGUGCUUCCUGGUGCUGUGGACUGCGCCUGUUGCGGCGGAGCCCUGCCAGGAGCGUUUGGGUGACGAGCCGAUUUUGCAAUUUACUGCGGAGGCGUGUAGCUGUUGUCACGACUUGGAUGACUUUAUCCAGGACAACGACUAUGUCUACGUGCUCUUCUACUCGCCCAAGGGCCGGCUGAACAUCGACAUCUCCGCGAAGUUCGAACAGCUGGCGCGUGAGUGGAAGUGGUCCCGGAUCCACUUUGGACGCAUCGACGUCGACAAGGAUCGAGACAUGUCGAAGAGGUGGGUCGACUCCAACAUGGUGCCUACGAAUGUGAUGUACAAGUUCGGGCGGCCUGUGGAGGUGAAGCCUAAGGACUUUGAGGUGAUCCGAGACAAGUAUCAAGGAAACCCGGAUGGGCAGAAGUGGAUGCUCACAAAGUACAUGGGUGAAGAUGCUGAAGGAUCCAAUUUGCACUACGCCACACUCUUACCCAGCGUCAAGAAGUACAAGAAGUUUUUGAAGAACAACCAGGUUGCCAUCAUCGGUUACUUCAAAAAGGAGGGAGACCGAGAGCAUAAAGUGUACCUGGAAGCCAUUUGGAAGCUUUUUCAAGGGGACGACGUCGACAAGGAUGACAUAGGCGCUGGGGUGGGCUAUGUGAUCGCCCCCAACAUCCUGAAGCAGGUCUCAGUCACGGCGCCUAGCCUGGUGCUUUAUUUGGAUGGCAAGGCGAUCUCCCUGGAGGGUCGGAAGCAGCUUGAGCGCUGGAGCGUCCCGGAGGUCAUGCGCUUCGUCCAGCAGUUCAAUGUUCUCAGCUCCGAGACGGACAAAGCUUUGGGCGAGCUGUGA
Molecule: messenger RNA, 849 nt
Organism: Durusdinium trenchii
Lineage: Eukaryota; Dinophyceae; Suessiales; Symbiodiniaceae
Source: the annotation of a GenBank genome assembly